CAUGGAUGUGGGAGGAACCGGAAAUGUCAGUUUCAGGAAAACACUGACGGGAAUUUUUGGACUACAUACUGAAGUGUACUGAAUAAUCUGUGGAAAAUGAGCCGUAUUUAUCAUAACACAUCUUUAAAAAACAAACCAGUGCACAAUGAGAAAUAUGACAGUGUGUGGUUACCCGGCUCUCAUGAAAGUGGUCCUGGAGUGAUUGUUGAAGGAAUCCUUAUUGAUGUUUCAAGACAUGUGCUGACUGAUGUCAACAAUCAGAAGGUUCGUUACCACAUACUGUAUAUCAAACCUAAACGCGUCCAUCGAAGGAAGUAUGACUCAAGUGGGAAGGAGAUUGAACCAAACUUCAGUGACACCAGAAAGGUCAACACAGGCUUCCUCAUGUCCUCCUACAAAGUGGAAGCUAAAGGGGAGUCAGACAUACUGUCAGAGGAGCAGCUGUCAGCACUGAUACGUAAAGCCGAGCUGGUGAAAAUAACUGACAAGUACAGACCCGACGGCACAUGGGCCUUCUGGUACCCUGAAUGUGAGAUGGACAAAACAGAGCUGGAGACUGAAACAGACAUUCGGCUGAAGACGAGAGGAAACAGCCCCUUUAUAUUCUCCUUAGCUAAAGUAGAGGAUGGCACAGUGUCCAAAUGUAACUUUGCUGGAGAUGAGAAGACCGGAGCAUCGUGGACAGACAAGAUUAUGGCCAACAAGGCCGUAGCAGAUUACGCCCAGAAGCCUGGAGGUGAAGGAGAGGGAUCGCAGGAAGAUGAAUGGGAUGACUAAAGAGAAGAUUGUAGACUCGAGCUCUUGGCCCAUCUCCAGAUUAAACUUCAGUUCGAUGUCUUGGAUCAGAUUGCUUCGGUUCCCCCACCAGAAACCAAAUUUGUUGCACGCGUGGCCUUGGCUUGAAUCGUUCCUUUGCACUUACAAAGUGAGAGUGAUUUUUUUCUCUCUGAGUAAAACCGACAAGAUCUGCUUUUGAUUUGGUCACCUAGACAAGCUCUGUUAUUUGACUUGCUCUGCUUCUUUCGUGCAUAUUUGGUCACAUUACGUUGGUUAAAUUCCACCAUCGAAUUGUGCAUCGUUUUCCUCUUCUAUUAACACUUCCAAAUACAUACAUGACUUCAGACUUCAAAUUUUCCACGGCCAAAACUGUUGGCCGCAUCAAUGGCACAAAAGUCUUAAAUAAGAUAGUGGCCAUCAAUUUAUCCACCCGUUGCCAUCAGUGUGCGCGAUCCGUUAAUGAAAGUAGUUUAUAUGUUUAUUUUCCUUGUCCGAUAACUGAAAUAGAAAAUAAUGUUAUUUGUCUAUCAUUGGUUAUUCAUAUUUUUACUUCCAUUGAACACAUGUGGCUGAUUUACUGUAUAACAGAAAGUUAUAACGCAAUAGUGAUUAGCAGUAAGGGUAAAUAUUAAGAGCAAAAUAUUCUCACGUCAAUUUUGUCUCCUCAGUUACAUGAGUGAAACUACACUCUUUAAAUCCUUUACAAAUACAGUAAAAUACAACUUUAUAGUAAAUACAGCACAUUUGACAACAGCUGCAAAGUGCUUGCCACAGUGAAAAUAGGAAAAACAAACAGCGUGAUUGCAAAUGAUCUGUUUGGUAUGUACGUAUGAACUAACUCUAUUUUCAGAACACUAACUUGAAUUCGACUUUGUCAGCUUAGUUCGUGAUUUAUUGUCGUAAAGGGGCAGAAUGUAAAAUAAAUUGACAUGCGAUACUCA
This is a messenger RNA of Syngnathus typhle (broad-nosed pipefish), 1718 nucleotides long. It is a transcript of the gene arpin, whose product is annotated as actin related protein 2/3 complex inhibitor. The record is from RefSeq and is a predicted model, not a curated record. The transcript has 6 exons. Gene Ontology annotation, biological process: negative regulation of actin nucleation. Lineage: Eukaryota; Metazoa; Chordata; Actinopteri; Syngnathiformes; Syngnathidae. Bases 97 to 777 code for a protein of 226 amino acids.